Megalops cyprinoides (Indo-Pacific tarpon) is the source of this 1377-nucleotide messenger RNA. RefSeq names its product major histocompatibility complex class I-related gene protein-like. The record is from RefSeq and is a predicted model, not a curated record. The transcript is spliced from 9 exons. The coding region runs from base 53 to 1075 and encodes 340 amino acids. Gene Ontology annotation, biological process: immune response. Gene Ontology annotation, cellular component: external side of plasma membrane. NCBI's taxonomy places the organism in Eukaryota, Metazoa, Chordata, Actinopteri, Elopiformes, Megalopidae.
GUGAGAACUACAUGUAGGGACUGAUGUUUUAAUUCCAGAACAAAAUACUUCAAUGGUCAAAAUGGAACGGGUGAUUGUUCUGCUGAGCCUGUACCACUUCUGUCUCACAUCUGCUGCAAUCAAUUCCCUGAGGUACGUCUGCACUACAUCCUGGGGUAUUCCAGAUGUCCCUGACUUUAUAAGUGUGGGGAUGUUGGAUGGGCAGCCUUUCUCUUACUAUGACAGCAACAUCCGCAGAAUUAUUCCCAGAAAGGCGUGGGCAUUUAAGGCAGUGGACCCACACUACUUUGAAAGAGCCACAUCUCAUUGCAACAGAGAACAGGAGGGUAUCAAAGGCAAUAUCACCGCGGCAAUGAAGAAAUUUAAACAGACAGGAGGUAUGCACACUCUGCAGAACAUCCAUGGCUGUGAGUGGGAUGAUGAAACUGGGAGCACAUACUCAUACGAUCUGUAUGCAUAUGAUGGAGAGGACCUCCAAGCCUUUUACAUGAAAAAUAUGAAACUUCAACAGACAGUCACAGCAGACAGUGCUCAGAGUGAGCAAAGGAAGUUCUUCAUGACUGAAGCAUGCAUUCCUGAGCUGAAGAACUAUGUAAAUUUUGGAAAGAGUACCCUGAAGAGGAAAGUCCCUCCUGAGGUGACCCUGUUACAGAAGGACCCCUCCUCUCCUGUAACCUGCCAUGCCACAGGUUUUUACCCCAAGCUGAUUACUGUGUCCUGGCAAAGAGAUGGAGAGGAUAUCUAUGAGGACGUGGAACUGGGUGAGACACUGCCCAAUGGAGAUGGAGAAUUCCAGAUCAGAAGCUCCCUGAGAGUCUCUCCAGAGGACAUGAAGAUGCACAAUUACACCUGCACUGUACAACACUCAAGUCUGCAGCAGGAUGUUGUCAAGGUUCUGAAUGUGGAAGCGAUCUUGACAGACCGGGAAAAUGGCCCCCCUGUUGCUGUUAUCAUUAGUGUUGUGACAGCAGCUCUGACUGUCAUUGCUGUGGUUGGGUUGAUUCUGUGGAAGAGAAAGUCUGGCUACAGCAAAGCUACCACAAGUGACAAUGAUGCAUCAUCCGCAUCAUCCUAAGAACCUCCGAGCUACAUUGUCAAGUAAAACCUGAUAUCAGAUGGGACGUUUUCUACAUGUAGCCUACGGUUUUCUGCUUUCCCAUCUAUUUCAUCCAGAACUGCAUCAAAUACCUGUUUCUCAACAAUCAUGCCUAUCUUUCCAAAUCUGUGACCGUUUGAAGCACAAUGUGUCAUAUCUGUGAUAACAAUAGUACUUUGUUUCUAACCAGACAGACAAUUAUUUGUUAUAUCAUCAAAUAGCAUAAGUGUGACAAUUGUAAUAGUUUGGAUAGUAAUAACUGUAUUACUUUAUCAGGUACC